Molecule: messenger RNA, 778 nt
Organism: Corylus avellana
Lineage: Eukaryota; Viridiplantae; Streptophyta; Magnoliopsida; Fagales; Betulaceae
Product: HSP20-like chaperones superfamily protein
Biological process (GO): protein folding
Cellular component (GO): cytoplasm
Source: RefSeq, a predicted model, not a curated record
ACUUUCGUAUUAGAAGCUUCAAGACAAACCGAAAAGCAGGGCUUAGUGCGAACAGAGCAACAGGGAAAUCAAUUAGAGUGUAUACGGAUCAAUCAGCGAAAACCGCGCGAAAAACGAAGCAAAUUAGCAAACCCUAGAAAAAAUGGCGGAGAAAUUGGCACCAGAGAAGCGCCACAGCUUCAUCCACAACGGUCAGAAGGUGUUCGAGUGGGACCAGACUUUGGACGAGGUGAACAUGUACAUAGACCUUCCGCCAAACGUUCAUGCGAAGCAAUUCUAUUGCAAGGUUCAGUCGAAGCACGUUGAGGUCGGCAUCAAGGGCAACCCUCCGUACCUCAAUCACGAUCUCGCAUGUCCUGUGAAGACGGACUCUUCUUUCUGGACUCUAGAGGAUGAUAUAAUGCACAUAACCCUGCAGAAGAGGGACAAAGGUCAGACCUGGUCUUCACCCAUAUUGGGUGAGGGUCAGCUGGAUCCUUACUCCUCUGAUCUUGAGCAGAAGCGUCUCAUGCUUCAGAGAUUUCAAGAAGAGAACCCAGGUUUCGACUUCUCACAAGCUCAAUUUACUGGAGACUGUCCUGAUCCAAGGACCUUUAUGGGUGGGAUUCGCACUGGUUGACAAUCUUGGCAUGGUGAAUUGGUAACUUAUAUUAAUGUUUGAGAUCUAGUAAAUUAAAUGGUUUUAUGUGCUUGUUCCCCACUUCAUCGUGGGCAUGAGAUAAUGUGAUAGUUUAUCCACCAGUCUUAAUGCAAAGAUCUGCAAGAACAUCACAUAGCA